AAUCCCGUUCCCAAGAUUUGAGAGUUUGACAUUAUCAGUUACUCUCUUUUCUGUUACUGUCCAUCUGGAUUCUGGACAAAUUUCCCUUGCACUCCCAAAACAGAACAGGGAUUUAGAUUCCUUUCCUAGGCUAAAUUAGACCAGUGCAUAAUUUUUUUUCCUUCUGGUCCUUUGGGUUUUUGGUGAAACCCCAUUAUUGAGGGUUGAAGGUCGGUGGAAAAGCCCCAUUUUGUCAAAGAUCCUUUCACAUCUUCCCUGAUUAGCAGUCGAUCGAUCGAACGAUCGAUCUCAAAAAGGAAGCCUAGAUUUUUUGUAUCAGCUCCUCACCUCGUGAGAUUUUUGGCCAUCUGUCCCAACUUACGAGCGGAAACCACCUUACCAGCCCCACCCAUCACACCAAUCUCUUUGAUGCUUCCCGAGCACAACGUCCUUGAAUCACCCCCGUUGUCACAAACCCUAAUCCUCCGGUUCCCAAUCUGCGAAUCGAGGGAUUCUUUUUUCCAAAGUAGAGACCGGGAAGGAGGAAUUUCAGCGUUCGUGGCAAAAGGGUCGUUUAAUUCCGCUUUACCGUCCCGGAAUCUCUUCUUGUUCGACGUAAAGGUUAGAUUUUUGUGUUUCUGGCUUCAAGAGUUGAACAAGGGAAAAGAUCGAUGAAGUGGGGUCGUUCUCAAAGCCAUACGCGAGAACGCUGGGUAAAACAGGCGAACAGGAAUUUUCAUUUGCAUUGAGAAUCGCCCCUAAGUUCUUGUUUUAGUUGUUUUUGCUGGUGUUGUUUCAUGGAGUCGCUAUUGUCAGCUCAUUUUUUGGUGAUUCUGGGGUCUCUAGUUGCAAUCUGGGCCAUUGUAGUUGAGUCUCAAUCACAGAAUGCACCCAACAUUCAACGGUCACCUGCGCCUUUGAUCCCUCCUCCCCCAUCUCCUCCUCCGCCCCCACCGCCUCCUCCGCCGUCUCCAUCACCACCCCCGCCGCCGCCGCCGCCGCCGCCGUCUCCGUUAACUCCUCCUCCCCCUCCAUUGCCUUCGCCACCGCGGUUGCCCCACCAUUUAGGAAAUGACAACACCACAAAGAGAUCGUCGCCUCCGUCGGAUCAUCGGUGGCAUGGUGCGCAUAAUAACAGAAGCAGGAGGUCCCCUCCGCAGCAUGAAGACAAGAUCAAUACAGGCAAGAAGCUGGGGUUGUUGUUUAUUGGCAUAGCUUCGGUUUUGCAGAUUUUUGUUGCCGGGUUUUUGGUAUUUAAGAGACAGCAGCUGAUGAAAACCAAGGAUAGAUAUGAAACAUGUCCAUGAGAGUUCGACAUUGGUUCAAUUGAAGAACAAGGGUGGAGAUGUGGUUCUUUGAUGAGAUUAUUUCGUCGGAGGACUAACAGGAGGAGUUCAUUUGUGAAUGGCCAGAAGAACCAUCGAGACAAGAUGUUGUUGAUGGAUAGCAACAGCAAAUUGACUGUAGGAUACAUCAGUCAUCGGAGUCCUCGAUUUUUUUUUUUUAAAUGUAUCUGUAAUUGGUGAUUGCCUCUUUUUUAUCCUUUGUCUCAAUAUCUUCAUUCUUCACGUAUGAUCUUCUACCAAUUUCUCCUUGCAUGCAUAUGUACAGAGAGUUGAAGAUUUGUUGCUAGCCCUGGUAGUCGAUGCUUAUUAUCGUAACUCUGUAUACCAUCAGAGCCGGUAUCAUUUGCAUGGGAAAGCUAGGAAAUUUAUGGAUAGUAUGAGAAUUUUGUUGGGCUACA
This is a messenger RNA of Rhodamnia argentea, 1723 nucleotides long. Its product is annotated as leucine-rich repeat extensin-like protein 3. NCBI's taxonomy places the organism in Eukaryota, Viridiplantae, Streptophyta, Magnoliopsida, Myrtales, Myrtaceae. Bases 777 to 1286 code for a protein of 169 amino acids. The transcript has a single exon. The record is from RefSeq and is a predicted model, not a curated record.